AUGUCUCGAGCUACAGUGGCCUGUCUAUCCUUCCUAGCUCUGGCAACAUUCGUGCGCGCCGACGAUUGUCCAGACAAUGCCCGAUCGCUCAUGGUCCACACGCCUUUCACACCGUACUGGAAGUUCGAAAGCUUCAACACCGGGCGCGAACAGUGCUGGGCAGCAGCCGACUGCCUCUUCGAAGCUGCCGGAGAAACGCGCAAGCAGCAAUUCGCCGCCAAUGCGCUGAUUAUGGGCCUGAUACCGCUGACGCUCAAAGAGAUCGCCUGGCCGGAGAGACACGUCGUGUACAUCACAAAUCCCCUGCCGAAACUCGUCGAGGUACUGGUCUUGGCCCUGGGGCUGGUGCCGCGGCGAGUCGACAAGCACGGUGCGACCGCGCGGCAGCAGAACCAGGAAGUCAAUGCGCUGGCAAGAUACGCAUCCCGAAAGUCUAGAUGGCACAUAGUCGCCAUAAUCUGCGUCCUCGCGGUCACCCUCGUGGGCUGCUACGCCGGUCUGGUGAUCAACGAGAUCUACAGCAAGCGAUCCGCGCUCGGAUGCGUAGCGCCGUUUUUCAUCGCGACGUGGUACGUGGUUGCGCUGCUCCCGGCGGUGAUACACGCCUUCUUUGCCAGCAGGAGGAAGGCGCGAUACGAGCGACUCGCGCAAGGUCCCGGAGGCAGCGACGAGCGGGAUGGAAUGGAAGAUAUCCUUUUGCAACCAAGCCGCAUGGCGGCACAAAAGGGGCCUACGGAUCCUGAUAGUAAUACGAGCUGGAAAGAGGAGCGUAGGGUUAAGAUAUUGUCUGCGAUCCAGGGUGCAGAGGAGACCUGGCCGGUGCAGUUGGCAUGGGGUGUGUACUUCGUUGCUGGAACGCUGGUUUUCACGAGCAUUAUGGCUGUGACUGUUGUUGAGCUGGUAGUCUGGGUCUUGCUCUGCUUUGCGGUGACAGGUACAAGUAAGGUACUCGCCUUCUUUCUGUGCUUGGGCUUUGAGAGACCGGGCAGCAUCUGA
Boeremia exigua is the source of this 996-nucleotide messenger RNA. RefSeq lists its product as uncharacterized. The coding region runs from base 1 to 996 and encodes 331 amino acids. The record is from RefSeq and is a predicted model, not a curated record. NCBI's taxonomy places the organism in Eukaryota, Fungi, Ascomycota, Dothideomycetes, Pleosporales, Didymellaceae. The transcript has a single exon.